AUGGAUGCUCCCCUUAAUGACGAUCCUGUUGUGAUCGUUGGCAUCUCAGUUCGCUUCCCUCAAGACGCUUCAAGCCCCAGAGGUCUAUGGGAAUUGUUAUGCGAUGGGCGUUCAGCUCUUACGCCGACUCCCAAAAAUCGAUAUAAUGUCGACGCAUUUUAUCACCCAAAUGCCGAUCAUGGCGGUACCGUGAACUUUCGAGGUGGCCAUUACCUACAGCAAGAUAUAUCAGCUUUUGAUGCCCCGUUCUUCUCAAUUUCUCCCGAUGAAGCAAAGACGAUGGAUCCACAGCAGCGUUUGCUGUUAGAGGUGGUCUAUGAAGGCUUUGAGAAUGCGGGCAUUCCUAUGAGCAAAUACGUGUCUUCGCGCACAGCGUGUUUCGUCGGCGCUUUUACUCGCGACUACGAAGGACUCUUGGGUCGAGACCCGGAGAAUCUUUCGGCAUAUCAGGCAACGGGGAAUGGAAUGGCGAUGCUUUCCAACAGAGUCAGCUGGUUUUACGAUCUCAAAGGCCCUAGCAUGAGUCUCGAUACGGCGUGUUCAAGCAGCUUGACAGCUUUUCAUCUAGCUUGCCGAAGCUUGCAGCAUGAAGAAGCAGAAAUGGCGGUCGUAGCAGGGUCCAAUCUCUUCUACAAUCCCGACCAGAUGGUUCCCUCAACAGCCAUGCGCUUCCUUUCCCCUGAUAGCAAGUGUUACUCCUUUGAUCACCGGGCAAAUGGCUACGCUCGAGGCGAAGGGCUUGGAGCAGUAAUUAUAAAAAGGCUCUCCAGUGCCAUCCGUGACGGCGACACAAUUCGUGCCGUGGUGCGAGGAACAGGCGUCAACCAAGAUGGUCGCACACCAGGCAUUACACUUCCAAGUCAAGAAGCACAAAGGUCCUUGAUUAGAGAAACAUAUGCCAAAGCUGGACUCGGGCUAGAGCAAACCAGAUACUUUGAGGCACAUGGUACAGGCACAGCGGCUGGUGACCCUCUGGAAGCUGGAGCUAUAGCAGCGACUUUUGCUGAGGCUAGAACAAAGGAUGAUGGCGAACCACUCAUCGUCGGGGCAAUCAAAUCCAACAUCGGGCAUCUUGAAGGUUCAAGUGGUUUGGCUGGGCUAAUCAAGACCAUUAUGGUGUUGGAGACUGGCAAUAUCCCUCCUAACAUUUGGAUGGAGAAGGUCAAUCCCAAGAUUCCAGCAAAGCAAUGGAAACUCAAGUUUCCCACGUCCAAUACUCCGUGGCCAUGCAGCGGAUUGAGGCGGGCCUCGAUCAAUUCUUUCGGGUACGGAGGAAGUAAUUCUCACGUCAUUCUUGACGAUGCAUACCACUAUCUGCAGCAGCACAGGCUCGAAUGUCGGCACAACACAGUUGCAGGCCCCGGUGGCCCGUUGAAUGGUGUCAAUGGAACGCAUACAAAUGGCGACUUGCAUAAUGGCACCCCUGUGAAUGUUACAGACUUCACCUCUGCGAACCUAUUCUUGUGGUCCGCCUCGGAUCAAAAGGGAAUAGAACGAGUGGUGAAGGAAUACUCAAAAUUCCUUCGGAACGACGCCGAUAAACAACGAGAAACAACGUUUCUGGAGAGGCUUGCUUACACCUUGUCUACCAAGAGAACAUCCCUGCCUUGGAAGUCCUUCACGGUGGCAAGUUCAGUUAAUGAACUCGUCCAGGAAAUGGACAACUCUCCCCUGAAGCCCAUUCGCUCUAGUCAAGAGCCAAAUAUUGGAUUUAUAUUCACAGGCCAGGGAGCUGAGUGGCAAGGCAUGGGAAGAGCUCUGUACUUGAGAUAUCCCAUCUUCGCAGACAGCUUAACGGCAGCUGACGUUUACUUGCGACAAUCCCUAGGCGCCACGUGGUCCCUAUUAGACACAUUCCUGGAUGAUGAAAACACAGCUAGGAUUCAUGAUCCGGCCAUUAGCCAACCUUUUUCCACUGCUUUGCAAGUAGCGCUCGUGGAGCUGCUUUCGAGCUGGGGAUUGACGCCGUCGAGGGUCGUCGGUCAUUCGUCUGGCGAGAUUGCUGCAGCCUUCUCAGCCGGCAUAAUCAGCAGAGAAUGUGCCUGGGGCAUCGCUUAUUACCGUGGUGAAGCGGUGGUGGAAGCUGUUUCUUCUGACGGCACAACGAACACUGGCGCAAUGAUGGCGGUCGGAGCAUCUGAGCAGGUGACGCUUCAGUACAUCGCAAGACUCGAAGAAAGCAGCAAGAUACUCGUAGUCGCAUGCGUAAAUAGUCCUACCAAUGUCACGGUUUCGGGAGACGAGGACAUGGUUGACAAGCUGAAGAUUCUCCUCGAUGAAGAAGGCAUCUUCUCCCGCAAGCUGCAUGUCAAGGCUGCGUAUCACUCUCCAUACAUGAAUAGAGUCGCAGAGGCAUACCGUGCCAAACUCGAAACACUCGACUUUGCAUCGUCCGACCAAAAGAACAAGAUUGAGAUGUUUUCGUCGGUCACGGGAACGAUUGCCGACAAGGCGUCCGUUGCGACACCAGAUUACUGGGUGUCCAACCUGGUCUCCCCAGUGCUGUUUCAUCACUCGUCUCGGGCCAUGUGCACGCAGCGGCCGACUAAGAAGGGAAUCACGAUUGGCAGUCAAGAGAGCCCCUUGGAUAUUCUCAUCGAGGUUGGGCCACACUCGGCGCUACAAGGACCGAUGAAGCAGACAAUGGCUGCAGAGAGCAGCUGUAAGGGUAUGCAGUAUUUCUCGAUGCUAUCCCGGAGCAGAUCAGCGGUAGAAACUGCGUUGCAGUUGGCGGGAAACCUUUACAAGUACGGCUCGAAACUGGACUUUCAAUUCAUCAACAAUCCCGGUGUUCAGGAGAUGCUUAUUGACUUGCCAAGCUACGCGUGGAACCAUGAGAAUAAGUACUGGUGCGAGAGCCGCAUGAGCAAGGGGUUUCGGUUCCGAAAGUUUCCACGGCAUGAUAUCCUUGGUGCGCCCGUCUCUGACUGGAACCCGCUCGAGCCUCAAUGGCGGAAUGUCCUCAGGGUCUCUGAGAAUCCUUGGCUUGUGGACCAUAUGAUAACGGACGUGGUGCUUUAUCCAGCUGCGGCAUCUCUCGUCAUGGCCAUCGAAGCAUCGCGCCAACUUGCUGAUGUUACUCGGACAAUAUCAGGCUAUCAGUUACGUGAGAUAACUCUUCAUCAAGCUCUGGCAAUACCAAAAACAGCCGACGGUGUGGAGACAAUGUUCUGCAUGCGACCACACGGUGAUAACAGCUUCGGAGGCUCUGCGACAUGGAAUGAGUUCCACGUAUAUUCUUACAGUGAAGAAUAUGAAUGGCGUGAGCAUUGCCGUGGACUCGUCUCCGUUGAGUACGAGACCCAGCCUACGGAUUCUCUUGGUAAAGAAAGUGAAGUUGAAGCCGAGGCACGGGAGCUCCGAGAGCUCGUCAAAGGCGCAGAGACUCGUUGCCAGAAAGAGCUGGGUCGAAAGCAGAUGUACGAUCACUACGAGUCUAUUGGGCUGCAGUACGGUCCAACCUUCAGGGCAAUCCACAACAUCAGAUACACUGACAACGAAGCCAUUGGAAAUAUCAAGAACCCAGAUUUAAAGGCAAUCAUGCCAAACGGCUACUAUCACCAGCCGGUGAUCCAUCCAAUCACACUGGACAACUUACUGCAGCUAUUGCUUCCUGCCAUGGGACGUGGCAUUGCAAGUCUGGACGAGCCAAUCAUACCAACUCUCAUCGGAAAGCUUUGGGUCUCAGCUUCAAUAUCUGUCGAUGCAGACUACAGCUUCUCGGGCUAUGGCAACGCAAGGUGGAUGAGUGCCCGAGAAGCCAGGGGCUGGGGUGUUCUCAUGGACGAAGAUCGCCAAUCGCCAUGGGUUAUCCUCAGAGACUCUGUCUCGAAAGUUGUGCACUCUGCGGACUUUUCCACGGCACCCCAAGCGUCCCAAAACAGACAAGUUGGUUCAUUCAACAUUGCGUGGCAACCAGACGUGGACUUUGUCGACACGAAACAUCUUAUUCGACUGUCGGGAGACGCAAAACAGAAAGACUGGACGACUGAAACGCAUGAUCUGGAGUUGUUGGGCAUCAGCUAUAUCAAGGAGACACUUGCAGCCUUGGAACAGGACUCAAGCAUAAAUAUGCCUCCACACUUGGAGAAAUACGUCAGCUGGAUGAGAUUCCAGGCGGAGAGAUUUGGACAGGGCGAAAAGCAAGAGGUUGACCGAGUCGCCUUAGAAGAAAAGGUUGAGGCUUCCUCAGUGGACGGUCAAGCCAUGACGAGGAUUGGUCGAAAUCUAGGUCGGAUCCUGAAGCAGGAAACUGGUUUCCUGGAGCUGUUGGCCGAAGAUCAGCUUCUAGACCGGUUUUACGAGUUUGCCAUUGGCAGCGAGACGCUUCAUCAACACCUUGCCACCUACUUGGACACGGCUGCCUUUAAAAAUCCAGACAUGAAUAUCCUUGAGAUCGGCGCUGGCACUGGCUCUGCCACAAAGACUAUCCUUAAUGCACUUACCGGCGAAGGAAUGGUGAGGAUUGCCAGGUACAUGUACACGGAUAUAUCAGGCGGCUUCUUCGACAAAGCGAAAGAGAAGUUCCAAGACUGGAUCGACGUCAUGACAUACAAGACUCUCAACAUCGAGGUCGACCCAGUCGAGCAAGGUUUUGAGCUCAAUAAGUAUGAUGUGAUUGUAGCGUCUCACGUUUUGCAUGCUACCGCGCGACUUGAUGUCACAUUGGACAACACCAAGAAGUUGCUGAAACCGGGCGGGUGGUGGUUGUCCAAAGAGAAGAACAGGAAAUGGGGACCUACCAUUACGGCCGACGAGUGGAAUAAUUUGCUUCAGCGCCACGGGUUUGAGGCCUGCGACCAUAUCAUCAAAGAUAUGGAAGAUCCCAGCCUUCACCAAGCUAGUAUUCUGGUUAGCACCUAUAUGCCUGACCGUCAAGUCUCCGGAACAGAUGUCGUAGUGGUCACAUCCCCUAGCAAUCCGCAGGAGGCUCUCGCAUCAGAAGUCCAAGGAAGACUGCAGCGACAGGGUCAAACAGUCACCAUCUUGCCUUUCACAUCAAUUAGGAAGCAUGACAUUGCCAGAAAACCAGUCAUUUGCAUUGCUGAGCUCCACGACACUAUGCUCCAUAAGCUCAAAGAGGAUGAAUAUGCAGACCUACAACACAUGGUUGGGGCUGCUUCAGCCAUAGUCUGGGUCACGAAAGGAGGCACCUUUGCCACAGAAAACCCUCUGUCUGCACUAUCAAAUGGAUUUGGACGCAAUGUCCGGGCUGAGCGUGAAGGGUACCGAUUUGUCAGACUUGACUUGGAGGAGGAUGUGACCGUGGAGUCGGCAGCGAAUUCAAUCGCCAAAGUGUACAUGCGUCUCUCAACGUCGCCUGCAAUCACUGAGAAUGAGUAUGCGGUCAAGGACGGAAACCUCUUCAUCUCCAGACUAGUUCAUGACGAUCAAUUUGCCGAGACUUUCACCUCCUUGUACGCGAAGCCGGAGACUCAGCUUGUCCCCUUUAGCAAGGAUGACCGAGCUCUGAAAUUGGACAUUUCGUCUCCAGGAACACUGAGUACCUUUCACUUCAAGGACGAUGAUGUAUAUGGUCUUGAACUCGGUCCCAAUGAGAUCGAGGUGAAAGUCAAAGCUGUAGGACUCAACUUCAAGGACGUGAUGAUUGCAAUGGGCCAGCUGAGCGAUACUUGGCUGGGCAAUGAAUGCUCAGGUGUCAUAACCAGGGUAGGCAAAGAUGUGAGUGAUUUCACGGUUGGGGACAGGGUCUGCAGCGUCGGUGUUGGAACAUUCCGAACUUUCUACAGGGACGAUGCUCGCUUGUUCCAGAGGAUAUCGGACCAUAUGAGCUUUGCGGAAGCCGCUGCAUUGCCGCUCGUCUACUGGACAGCAUACUACUCUCUGUUCGAGCUGGCUAGGUUAAAGAAGGGUGAGAGUGUGCUGAUCCACGCUGCCGCGGGAGGCGUUGGCCAAGCAGCCAUUGUGCUUUCUCAGCUCAUUGGCGCGGAAAUAUUUGUCACUGUUGGCACGGCGGAAAAGAAGCACUUCUUGAUGGAGACGUAUAAUAUCAAAGAAGACCACAUCUUUUCGAGUCGAGACCUUUCCUUUGCCAAAGGAGUCAUGCGAUUGACGAACCAACGUGGUGUUGACGUUGUUCUCAAUUCUCUAUCUGGGGAAGCACUCCGGCAGUCAUGGGAACUCAUGGCUCCAUCAGGUCGAUUCAUCGAGAUUGGCAGGCGAGACAUUGAUCUGAACAGGCGUCUCGAGAUGAGUGUGUUCGCUAGAGGCGCUACGUUUUCAUCUGUCGCCGUGGUGUUGAAGGACAAUCGCGACAUGGUCGGUCGAAUCUUGAGAGAGAUUAUGGAUUUGGCAAGGGAGAAGAAGAUUUCGCCUGCAAAACCUUUGAAUCUCUUCCCGUAUUCGAAAAUGGAGGUGGCUUUCCGAUUCAUGCAGGCGGCCAAGCACAUCGGGAAGAUUAUCCUUGAACCUCAUGACGACGACGUCGUACCAGCACUCCCUCCGAUGAAGAUGCCGCGAUACUUUGAUGAGAAUGCAUCCUACUUGAUUUCGGGUGGCCUUGGCGGCCUUGCUCGGAGCAUGGUGAGAUGGAUGGUUGACAAGAACCUGAAGAAUGUGAUCUUAUGCUCGCGAUCAGGGCCAAACAGUGACAAGGGCAAAGCGAUGGCAAAGGAGCUGCGAGAGAGAGGCGUGAAUGCAGCCAUUUAUGCUUGUGAUGUCAGCAGCGCCAUUGAACUUGCUGCUGUGUUGGAGGACUGUGCACGAAAGAUGCCCCCAAUUAAAGGGUGCAUACAAGCAGCCAUGGUAUUACGAGAUUCGACUUUCGAGAACAUGUCAUACGCCGACUUCCAAGAGCCCCUGCGCAGCAAAGUUCCAGGAACCUGGAAUCUCCAUAGCAUGCUGCCGGACUCUCUGGACUUCUUCGUCAUGCUGUCUUCCUCAUCUGGCAUCAACGGAACUCGUGGCCAGGCGAACUAUGCUGCAGGCAACACGUUCCAAGAUGCAGUAGCACAUCAUCGAGUCAGCCAAGGUCAACACGCCAUCGCCAUCGACCUCGGCUUUGUUCUCUCCGUUGGAUAUGUGGCGGAGGGCGGCAAUGCUGAGAUUGACAAUAACCUCAGCGCAUGGGGAUUCAUGGGUAUUCGUGAAGAGGAGUUCCUCGCCAUCAUAGAAUACUGCGUCAACCCCAGCACGCCUCGUCCGACUCCCACAACGUGUCAAGUGGUCACUGGCAUCGAAAACCCUGCUUUGAUGCGCGCCAAGGGUCUCGAGAAGCCGUACUACUUCAAGGAUCCGUUCUUCAGUCACCUCCAGAUUGCCAACAGGGAUGAGAAUUCGUCUGCGCUCGGCGGCGACGACCAAGAGCGCGAACUGACUGCCCAGACCAUCGCCGCUCUACGCUCAGUGAAGUCUCUCGAUGAGGCUGCCGGACUGAUCCGAGUCGCUUUUGUGGCUAAGCUGUGCAAGGUUCUGAGCAUCAAUCCGGAUGACCUUGAUGUGAACAAGCCGUUGUACACGUAUGGAGUGGACUCGCUGGUGGCAGUGGUGAUUAGGUAUUGGCUGUUUCGGGACUAUCACGCAGAUGUACCCGUGUUUGACAUUAUGGGAGGGAGUACCAUUACGGGUUUGAGCUUGAAAAUUGCAGCCAAGACGAAGUUUGUAGAUAAAUCUUUGAUAGAGAUGGAAGAACAGGAUAGAUUGGGCGGUGAAGCGGAAGAUUAG
Trichoderma breve is the source of this 7683-nucleotide messenger RNA. RefSeq names its product KR domain-containing protein. Gene Ontology annotation, molecular function: 3-oxoacyl-[acyl-carrier-protein] synthase activity; fatty acid synthase activity; oxidoreductase activity. The record is from RefSeq and is a predicted model, not a curated record. NCBI's taxonomy places the organism in Eukaryota, Fungi, Ascomycota, Sordariomycetes, Hypocreales, Hypocreaceae. The transcript has 7 exons. Gene Ontology annotation, biological process: fatty acid biosynthetic process; secondary metabolite biosynthetic process. The coding region runs from base 1 to 7683 and encodes 2560 amino acids.